Penicillium manginii is the source of this 465-nucleotide messenger RNA. RefSeq lists its product as uncharacterized. The transcript has a single exon. The record is from RefSeq and is a predicted model, not a curated record. Lineage: Eukaryota; Fungi; Ascomycota; Eurotiomycetes; Eurotiales; Aspergillaceae. The coding region runs from base 1 to 465 and encodes 154 amino acids.
AUGGUGAAAAGGAAAAAGAACAAGUGGGGACCUAAAGCAAAGGAACGAUGGUGUGUGGACUGUGGUAUCAACCCGCAGCCAGGCACCAAUCGAUACACACCUGGUAAUAAUAUCGUCGUUGAAGGGGAACCUUUUGUUAUAUGCUUGCAGUGUCGUAAGUUCGGAGCAGGGGUCUUGGAAAAUGGGACGCUGUUACCUGUGUGCCAAACCUGCCGGCGAAUUACGAGAGCGAUCGAGAAACGUGUUGAGGAACGAGUUGAGGCUGAGAGAGCACAGCGUGAACGGGCACGACUGCGAGCUAAACAGGCUGAAAGAAGGGCCAGAAGACGUGAGUUGUGGGGAUCAUCAGGUUCUGAAAGCGAUGAGGGGAUCCCACCGAGUCCUACACCGAGUGAAGAGUAUAUGGAUAUGAUCCAGGCCGAAGCCGAUAUGUACAUGAACAGCCCUGGGCCUGGGUCCGAUUGA